CAAUUAUUAAUAAACAAAUAGGAGAUAAUAGGUUAUAUUCAAAUCAUAAAAAAUAUUUUGAUAACGAUGGAAUUGUAAAGCGCUGGUUUAGAGGAAGCUGGAUGUGUCUCAUAACUGAUCCAGUGAUUGCAAAGGACGUUUUUUUGCGACCGGAUGUUUACCCUAAAGUAGACCUGAAUGAGAUUGUUCCAAAUUCUAUAGUUACAGAAUAUUUUGGGGUCAAUGUUGGUUUCUCAUCUGGUGACGUUUGGAAAAGACAUAGACGUGUGUGCAAUCCUGCAUUCAAAGCUUUACCAUUACAUCUUUUUGCAGAAAUAGCAUUAAAGAUGAUGGAUAUUUUGGAACAAAUUGAUCAAAAGCCUAUUGAAAUUAAUAAUCUUAUGCAAAG
This is a messenger RNA of Racocetra persica, 388 nucleotides long. NCBI's taxonomy places the organism in Eukaryota, Fungi, Glomeromycota, Glomeromycetes, Diversisporales, Gigasporaceae. The record is from the annotation of a GenBank genome assembly.